Pelodiscus sinensis (Chinese soft-shelled turtle) is the source of this 1203-nucleotide messenger RNA. NCBI's taxonomy places the organism in Eukaryota, Metazoa, Chordata, Testudines, Trionychidae. The record is from RefSeq and is a predicted model, not a curated record.
AUGAUUGUCUACAUUGCUCCACCAGCCAACACAUUCAGGGUCCUAUACCAAAUAUUCCCCGUCUUCUACACAGCCCUGACUCCCAAGAGCAAGCCUGUUAUCGACACCCAGAGAAGGAGGUGGUAUAGCGGUUCGCCUAUCCUGAAUGCUCCAACUCUUAAUGAUCUGAAUCUUCCUCUGUUUAUUGACAACUUCAUUUUACCUGUGGAGAGAUGCAGUGGCGGAUAUAGGACACAUAUUAUGGAGAAAGCAGAAGGAAGGAAUCAAACGCUCAUCAUGGAAUUCAUCCUCCUGGGAUUUGGGGAUAUUGGGGAAUUUCAGCCCCUUCUCUUCCUGCUGUUUCUAGCGAUCUACCUUGUGACGUUGUCUGGGAACCUCCUCAUCGUUGCACUAGUGGUGGUCGAUUCCCGUCUUCACGUCCCCAUGUACUUCUUACUGGGGAACUUGUCCUGCGUGGAGAUCUGUUACACCUCCACCUUCCUGCCCCGGCUGCUGGCCAGUCUCCUGACCGGCGACAGAACCAUUUCUGUUAAGGGUUGCCUGGUGCAAUUGUAUUUCUUUGGUGCCCUAUCAUCUACGGAAUGUCUGCUGCUCACGGCCAUGUCCUACGAUCGAUAUUUAGCCAUCUGCCACCCCCUCCGCUAUGCUGCAUUAAUGAAUGGCCCGGUGUGUGGCCAGCUGGUGGCCGGGUCCUGGACGAGUAGUUCUCUGAGCUGCUCCAUAGUCAUUAUUUUCUUGUUACAAUCAACGUUUUGUGAUGCCAAAGAAAUUGACUAUUUCUUCUGUGAUUUUUCACCCGUGGUUAAGGUGUCUUGUGGUGACACCCGGACGCUGCAGCUGGUGACAUCUAUUAUCUCAAAUAUAGGGGCACUUGUGCCCUUCCUACUGAUCCUCACAUCCUACAUUUGUAUCAUCGUCACCAUCCUCAAGAUCCCAUCCACCACCGGGAGGCGAAAGGCCUUCUCCACGUGCUCCUCCCACCUCAUCGUGCUGACCGUGUUCUAUGGGGCUGUGAUCACUGUCUAUGUGUUUCCAACAGCCAACACGCCCAAGAUCCUGCGCAAAAUAUUUUCCGUUUUUUACACCGUCCUGACCCCCAUGAUUAACCCCGUCAUCUACAGCCUGAGAAACAAGGAGGUGAACGACGCGUUCAGAAAAGCUGUUCUCAAACUGGCUGCUCUCAGACACAGGCAUAAACUCUGA